AUGUCAAACAUCCUAUCCGUGUUUAAUCCACCCCCACCAAGAGACUUGCCAGAGAAAGAAUAUAAAUAUUGUUUACCAUGCACUGCAAUCCAAUCUGCAGUGGGCCUAGGUCUCGGUACUGUGCUUAGUUCACCAAACCAAUUUAAAGAUCAAACUACAGGCAAAAUAGAUCUCGUGAAGAAUCCCCUUUGGUGGCAACGCUCAGUUAGAAGUGCGGGUGUAAUACUUUUGGCAUUGGGAGCUUAUCGUGCUGGUGAAGUUGUUCAAGCUGUAUAUCAGAAGAAAUUUUAA
Molecule: messenger RNA, 291 nt
Organism: Lodderomyces margitis
Lineage: Eukaryota; Fungi; Ascomycota; Pichiomycetes; Serinales; Debaryomycetaceae
Exons: 1
Coding region: 1-291 (96 amino acids)
Source: RefSeq, a predicted model, not a curated record